Messenger RNA from Parnassius apollo (apollo), 2037 nucleotides. NCBI's taxonomy places the organism in Eukaryota, Metazoa, Arthropoda, Insecta, Lepidoptera, Papilionidae. The record is from the annotation of a GenBank genome assembly.
AUGGAGAAAAAGAUAGUGCGCAAAGGGCCGCUGCCUGGAGGUCGCCAGGGCGCGUCUGGAGCUGGCGCUGGACGCGACAGCAUGCGGGCCGCCAGCCGAGCGCGGGGUGUUGCAAGACCACCUAGCAGCCCCCCGCAUCCAUCAUCCCCACCAGAAGGCUUGGUGUCGGCUGGGUCUUCUCGGACUCAGCAAGCGGCACCCGCCGCUGGUGGAGCACGUCGCAUGCGUUGGUCUAAAUCAAUGAAUGAAAACGCACUGCGGGCGUAUUUUAGGGCAAAAGGGGAAGAAACUGGAUGUUUGGCGUAUCGGGCUCGGAUGCAUCGCUUUUUUGCAGAGCUGGAGCCAUCUCUAUCCGUCACUGAGCAAAACCUGGCAGACCGAGUUAGGUACAUCCUGCGCUCCAACAUAUUUGGUGACGCCGAACUCGAGCGACUACGACGUGAGGCUAUUCCUUCAUCGAAUGGAAAUGCUACGGCUGGGAAUGCGGCGCCACUAGAUGCGCAACAAACUGCAUAUGUGGAUGCUGACAUCAACAUUCCAUUUGUGGCUAAUUCAGACGAUGAUGGAAUAGUCUCCCACGAACUAGAGAAAAUGAGGAGCAUAUUGGAAGAGUCGAUGCUGGAAACGCGCAGUAUGCCUCUCGAAAAUCGACCGCGACUUCCCCGCAUACCCCUUAGCAAGCGAAAUCGGGCUGUCGUGCGGGCUCUUAACCCAAUGCUGGUGACCUAUUUGGAAGCCAGCCGGGACCUUUGCGAGACGGAUUCAAUUCUUUUUGGCGCCGCACUGGCAGUAUGCCGUAUUAUUGGCGCCAAACUUCCCGUGGCUGGACGUGCUACUCAAAAAAGUAGCGCCAUCCCAGCCUGGAGAAAAAGAAUUGAGGACCGUAUCGCAAAGGCAAGGGCCCUUAUCGGCAGACUGACAAGCUUCAGGUCGGGUAAUAAUAGACCGAGGAUUAUGCGCACCGUUAGGAUGGCGUUUGCUGGGACAAAUAUCAGUUUGUUCCAGCCGGAUAUCACGCAAAAACUAACGGAGCGCAUAGAUGACCUGAAGCAAAAAGUCGCUGCUUGGGGGAAGCGGAUUCGACGAUUUAGCGAGAGGUCAAGGCGGUUCAACCAGAAUCGUCUCUUCCAGAGUGAUCAGAAGAGGCUCUAUAAAUCAUUGGAGCGACCAGAGGUAUGUGGAGCGGGCCCAGGACCGGAUCAGGAUGACACUGUCGCAUUUUGGCGUGGCCUGUGGUCAGAGCCCGUAAACCACAGCGAGGGCCCUUGGAUGGAAGUUGUGGCGAGCCAGAGUGCAAGUGUUACGCCUAUGGACCCCGUCACCAUAACGCCUGAAGACGUGGCUGAGGCGGGCCGCUGCCUGGGGGUCGCCGGGGCGCGUCUGGAGCUGGCGCUGGACGCGGCAGCAUGCGGGCCGCCAGCCGAGCGCGAGGAGCUGCAAGAUCACCUAACAGCCCCCCCGCAUCCAUCAUCCCCACCAGACGGCUUGAUGUCGGCAGGGUCCUCUCGGACUCGGCAAGCGGCAUCCGCCGCUGGUGGAGUGCGCCGCAUGCGUUGGACAAGGGAUAUGAACGCAAACGCAAUGCGGGCGUACUAUAGGGCGAAAGGGGAAGAAACUGCGGGGAUAGCGUAUCGGGCUCGGAUGCAUUGCUUUUUUGCUGAGCUGGAGCCGUCUAUUCCCGUCACGGAACAAAACCUGGCAGACCGAGUUCGGUACAUCAUGCGCUCGAAAAUAUUCGAUGAUGCCGAGCUCGAACGACUACGACGUGAGGCCAUUCCCUCAUCGAAUGAAUUGGCUACGGCUGGGGAUGAGGCUCCUCAGGCGACAGACCAGCUGCCACGAGUAGAAGCCGCCAUGGAUCUUCCAGUUGUGGGUGAUUCAGACGAUGAUGAAAUGGUCUCCCACGAACUAGAGCAAAUGAGGAGUAUAUUGGAAGAGGCGAUUUUAGAAACGCGCAGCAUGCCUCUCGAAAAUCGACCGCGACUUCCCCCGCAUACCCCUAAGCAAGCGAAAUCGGGCUGUCGUGAGGGCUCUUAA